AUGUCAACGGCGCAACCUGAACCACCCAAUACCAUUGACAAGAGGUCGGAGCUGCGCAAAUUACGGGAUACCUAUAAACGCCUACAGACUUAUCUAGCCAUCUGCCGCCACGACCUGCAGGUACAGCAGAGAGAAAAAGAUAUCCAGGAGAGAAAGAGCCCGCCGUAUAGAAAACGGUGGAACGGCAGCACGAGAGAGUUGAGAGGGCUAGAUCAGCAGGAGGCCAAGAAAAAUUUAGACUUGGACGAAGUCGAGAAGAUCCUGAGGGCUCCCAUCAGGCAGGUGUCGAAGGCUUACCCUGAGACGCUUGAUAGGAAGAUCGCGUCAUACAAGAACCGCAUCAGACGGACUUCGGUGCAGUUACUCAUUGCCGCCGCCGCCGGUCACCAGUACCGGGAGAUCAACCUAGCGACCAGAGACGGGAAGCUCGUCCCCGGCAUCGACCCCACCGUCCCUCGCAAACACCGCGUCUUCGACAUGCGACGUACGUCUAGCUUGAGCUCCAACGAGGCCGCGGCCCGAGCCGUCAAGAAUUGGAUUAAUCAGUCAAGAGCUAGGCGCGUGCGUCCCGUCCCACCUACGGACAACGACGAUAGAAUGGAUAGGAGAGUUAGCUUGGAGGAAAGCAGUGGAGACAGCAGCGCAGAGGAGGCUGUGAUCGAUGCAGCAAUAGCUAUGAUGUCCCGGGCUCGGCCUGCUCAGGGCUCACGAGAUUGGGCUCACGACAUCAUGGCCCCCAUCGCCGAUGGCCGUCGCCCAGGCCUUAAAUCAGGCCUAGGAGCGCGGCCUGUAUCCGGGGGCGCCAGAAUCCCAUCCAGGACCCCAAAUGAACCAGCCGCGCCGGAUCCAGAAAGCUAUGAUCCCCGACGGUGGCGGCUGCCCGUUGACAUCACCGGUGCCCCCCGGUUAGACUCGAGCAAUUUCGAGCAGCCGAAAAGCCGAAACCUCACGGGGUGGAUGACCUGGACCGAGCAGGAAGGAGCAUACCCGACGACCGACUCAGUCCUACGCCCCAAGAAGCUCUCGGAUAAUGAGCUGUGGGAUCCGGAUCAGAGGGGCAUCCACGAGGAAAAAUGGGGGCGGGAGCCGCUGGAACCGGAUUUCGUCACCAAGCUAUCUAUCGAAAGGCGGUACGGCGCCGAAAGGCGGGAGCUUGACACGCCUCUGUAUUCCGGCUACUCGCAGGAUCUGACGAGCCUGCCCGCAAGAUCAAGCGAGGGGGAGAUGAGGGCUGGCCCUCUACCGGUGCCGCCGACGUUGCCUUUGAUGGGGCCUUCCGGUUUCGAGGUGUCACUUGCCGGGCGGGAGCCGCCGGGUACCCGAAGGCUGAAGUCGAAGAGGACCGUGGAAGACACGGGCGACGCCCCUCUGCCUGUCACUCAAUACCACUACCCCAUCGACUCCCCGGCAACCGCAGACUUCCGGCUCCCCGACCGUCGUCGUGUCGCCGAAGUCAUCAGGCCACCGACGCUGGACGAGUUCGGUCAAAUUCGCGGCAGCAGGAGCCUACAGGCGGAGGGCAAGAGGAUAGCGUCGGACCAGGCCAGCUACAGGCGGCCGUAUAACUACGACACCGUGCCAAACCCCCCGACACCAUAUUCACUACCGCUGGGCGCGCAAUAUCGUCCUUCCAACAGGGCCGGGAUUACAAGACCGGACUCGGCACGGGCGCCGCAUAACGUCACGUCGCCGGCGGCGCCAGAGCGUGUUGACGAGCCUCGAGAAGAGUCGCUCUUUGGAAAAGCGCCUGUGCUCUCUCCCUCGGCUGCAAAGAGAGACGACAGCUCGUAUAAUGAAUUCCAAUCUCUCCUGGACGAGAUCAAUGCGACCCCCGAAAAAUACGCUGCUGCUGUGGAUAAGCUGGGCCGUGAGGGUAUCGACCUGCGCCAAUUAGUGGAAGAGCGAGGCGGGGGGAAAGCGUCUAAGAAUGACAAAACGGUGAGAUUCAACCUCUAAGUCUAGUGCUGGAGACAGUUGGGCACAGUUGGCUUUUCUGCAAGCUGCGCAUAUAGACUACAUUCAACUUUCGGAGCACAUUUGUCCGGAGACUCGGGGGAGAUAGCUUGGGAUGUGGGCAUAGAUGUUCGCGUAACCGACAAGAGGGUGGUGUUGUUAUGUUGGUGUUAUAUCAAGGGCCGCAGGUCCUGGGUUUAUAAAUGAAUCCGGAUCAUACCGAAUACCUUUUUGGGGCAUCAUCAGCUGGAGGCCAUGUCCGACUGUCGCACUCUGCCCAUGUGUGUAAAAUAUACUACGUGAACGGAAUGGGACUGGGCAAUAUGCUCGUAAGCUUAUGUCCCAUAGAGUACUGCCUCCCCUUCCCUGCCGGGGGCUGCUCAAGUAGAAUGAACAGUACAAUUCAUCUGGGUACAUGUCAGCCCUUCUCGCCAGCUCUGUCAAUAGGUUGAGCCCCAAUUAGCCAACCAACACCCGAUGCCAGAGUUCCAACGGCAGCAUCUCUUAACUGAUC
Durotheca rogersii is the source of this 2467-nucleotide messenger RNA. RefSeq lists its product as uncharacterized. The record is from RefSeq and is a predicted model, not a curated record. The coding region runs from base 1 to 1956 and encodes 651 amino acids. The transcript is spliced from 3 exons. Lineage: Eukaryota; Fungi; Ascomycota; Sordariomycetes; Xylariales; Xylariaceae.